This is a messenger RNA of Achroia grisella, 2753 nucleotides long. RefSeq names its product glutamate receptor ionotropic, kainate 2-like. Bases 148 to 2730 code for a protein of 860 amino acids. Gene Ontology annotation, cellular component: plasma membrane; postsynaptic membrane. Gene Ontology annotation, biological process: modulation of chemical synaptic transmission; monoatomic ion transport; synaptic transmission, glutamatergic. The transcript is spliced from 15 exons. The record is from RefSeq and is a predicted model, not a curated record. Lineage: Eukaryota; Metazoa; Arthropoda; Insecta; Lepidoptera; Pyralidae. Gene Ontology annotation, molecular function: transmitter-gated monoatomic ion channel activity involved in regulation of postsynaptic membrane potential; glutamate-gated receptor activity.
ACUAUAUUUAUUUCAUUUGUGUUUACAAAUACAGAAGGAGUAUUUCGGAAUCAUGAAACGCUUAAAACAGUGGUGAAUAUUGGUGCUAUAUUACCACCUAAUACAUUGACGGAAGUAGCCUUCUCUUCUUCUCUUGCUAGAGCUUCCAUGGAAAGUGAACAUUAUCAUUUUGUUCUAAAAGUAUUGUAUGCGCCGUUUGGCGAUAUUUUUGCUGCUUCUAAAGCUGCUUGUGAACUGAUAGCGGAUGGAGUGAUCGCUAUAUAUGGUCCAAUGGACGUAAAUUCAGCCGCCAUUGUGGAAGCACAUUGUCGCGCCUCGAAAAUUCCUCAUAUCCAAGCUGUGUGGCGGCCUCCUCGAGUACGAGGCCAAGAACAGCCGAGUCCUCCUGGCAUUAACUUGCACCCCGAAGCAGUUGCUCUUUCGAAAGCUGCUGCGUUUUUCAUAAAAGAUAGUGAUUGGAAUGCUUACACACUUCUCUAUGAUGAUGACCAAGGUCUUAUAAGACUUCAAGAGAUUAUAAAACACGCUGAUCCGGAACAUAAGUGGCUAAUAAAAAGAUUAAAACCCGGCGAUGAUAACCGACCUUUAUUAAAAUCAUUGAAAGCUUCGGGAGAAACAAGGAUUAUACUAGAUUGUCCUGCGAACAGAGUGCUAGAGUACCUACGACAAGCUUAUGAAGUUAAUUUUUUUACAGAUUAUAUGAGUUAUGUUCUCAUGUCCCUAAAUGCACAUACAUUAGACUUAGAAGAACUAAGAUAUGGAUUAUCAAACGUAACAUGUUUUAGAAUUUUCGAUCAUUCAGACUCAAGAACCCGAUCUUAUUUAGCGGAUUGGAAAUCAAGGUCGUCUAAUGUAAAAAUACCUAGACAAACGUAUGAAAUUACGGUUGAAGCAGCUUUAGCUAGUGAUGCAGCAAGACUAAUAACAGACGCAGUAGAAAGUGCACCGGAAGAAUUUAAAAUAGAAGCAAAAGCAAUCGAAUGCGGUUCAGAAGAUAUAUGGGAAAUUGGAGAAGAGUUUACUAACCAUAUAUUAACAAAUCCUAUAAUAGGCAUUACAGACCAGAUCAUAUUAGAUAAUGUAACAGGAGAGCGUAUAAAUUUUAACCUAGAAAUAAUGGAACUCUCCAACAGUGGUUUUAAUAUGAUUGCAAAAUGGAAUCCCGAAACUGGAUACGAUUAUAUGAGAUCGGCGAAUGAAGUAUCUGACCUACUGGCUGAAAAAUGGCAAAAUAAAACCUUUAAAGUAGUCUCGCGUAUUGGAGCUCCAUAUUUAGUGGAAAAGAUACCGGAAGAAGGCGUGGUUUUAACUGGAAAUGAUCGAUAUGAAGGAUACUCAAAAGACUUGAUACACGAAAUAUUAAAAGAGACAUUAAAUUUGAACUAUGAAAUUGAGAUUGUACCGGGAAAUGGAUAUGGGUCAUAUUCAAAGGAAACAAAAAAAUGGAAUGGCCUCAUCGGACAUCUUUUAGAAAGGAAAGCUGAUUUGGCAAUCUGUGAUUUAACAAUAACGUACGAAAGAAGAUCUUCUGUAGAUUUUACGACGCCUUUUAUGACGUUAGGUAUAAGUAUUUUGUAUUUAAAAGCAAUUCCACCACCACCAGAAUUCUUUUCAUUUUUAAAACCAUUAUCUGUUGAUGUAUGGAUAUAUGUAGCCGCAGCAUAUCUAAUGGUAUCAUUUAUGCUUCAUAUUUUAGCCAGAUUUGCUCCGAAUGAUUGGGAAAACCCUCAUCCAUGCGAUAAAUCACCUGAAGAGUUAGAAAAUAUAUGGCACAUGAAAAAUUCUUGUUGGCUUACUAUGGGUUCUAUAAUGACACAAGGAUCUGACAUUUUGCCCAAAGGUUAUUCUACACGAUGGGUAUGUGGACUAUGGUGGUUCUUUGGAAUGAUCAUGUGUUCCUCAUAUACGGCAAAUUUAGCUGCGUUUUUAACUAAUGCUGCUAUGGAUGAUUCUAUCAAAAGUGUUGAAGAUCUAGUUAUGCAGACAAAAAUUAAAUACGGGACUGUAAACGGUGGCUCGACAUACUCAUUUUUUAAGCGUUCAAAUGUAUCUACUUAUCAAAGAAUGUGGUCUGCCAUGGAGUCUGCUCGACCAUCAGUUUUUGUGAAGAAUAACGAUGAGGGGGUAGACAGAGUUUUAAAAAGUAAAAGGACUUAUGCAUUUCUUAUGGAAUCUACUGCGAUAGAAUACCAGUUGGAAAGACACUGUGAUCUCAUGCAAGUAGGAGGCCUACUAGAUUCUAAGGGAUAUGGUAUAGCUAUGCCGUUUUAUUCAUCUUAUCGCACUGCUGUAGAUAAUGCCGUACUGAAAUUAGCUGAAAGCGGUAAAUUAGUUGAACUUAAAAAUCGUUGGUGGAAAGCACCAGAUACUGGAGCAUGCAUAUUGGAAGAAGCUGGAGAAGAGGGUGCCAGUGCAGGAGAAUUAGGGAUUGAAAAUGUCGGCGGUGUCUUUGUAGUACUUGGUGUUGGAUGUGGUAUAGCCUUGGGAAUGGGAAUUAUUGAAUUUCUAUGGCAUGUCAGAGAGGUUGCUAUAGAGCAAAAGAUGACUCAGACAGAAGCAUUCUGGGCAGAGCUAAUAUUUGCAUUAAGUUUCUGGGAAACAGAAAAACCAGUAAAUCAUUCACGUCCAUCAUCCUCUGCGUCUAAGUCCUCUGAAUCUAAAGUUGGAUCAAGAGCUUCCUCUGUUCUUCGUUCUGCCGCCGAUUUAUUCCAUAUUGAGAUGUUUAAAUAAUCAGGAGAUUGUCAUUUCAUAUA